Mya arenaria is the source of this 648-nucleotide messenger RNA. RefSeq lists its product as uncharacterized. Lineage: Eukaryota; Metazoa; Mollusca; Bivalvia; Myida; Myidae. The coding region runs from base 1 to 648 and encodes 215 amino acids. The transcript has 3 exons. The record is from RefSeq and is a predicted model, not a curated record.
AUGCCUCAGUCAGAUUUCCGACCGGUGGCCAAAGCAGAGGGCUCCCUUGGAGCUUGGUCUAAAUUGGCGAUCACGCUCCGCUUCCUGGCCACUGGCGCCAAGUACCAGGCUGAGGUGUGGGAGACUCCGUCGACCGAAGACGCCUGGUGGGAAGUGGCACAACAGUUACAGAACAAGUGGAACUUCCCUCAUUGUCGCGGGGCAUUGGACGGCAAGCACAUCGCCAUUCAGAAACCGCCAAAGAGUGGCACGCUGUACUACAACUUCAAGGGUUUCUUCUGCACAGUGAUGCUUGCGCUUGUGGACGCUUACUACAAGUUCCUCUGGGUCGAUGUGGGAGCCAACGGUGCAUCAUCAGACGCGGGCAUCUUCAACCGCUCGCAGCUGGAGCCCGCGCUACGCCAGGGCACUCUCGGUCUCCCCCCGCAGGACCCGCUGCCCAACGACGACCAAGACACUCCAUAUUUCAUUGUUGGGGAUGACGCUUUCCCUCUUCGCACGUACCUAAUGAAGCCGUACUCGCACCGCUACCUGUCAAGGCAAGAGAGGAUCUGCAACUACAGGUUUUCCCGAGGGCGCCGCGUCGUAGAGAACGCGUUUGGGAUCCUGGCCAACUGCUUCAGAUGCCUGCUGACCACAUGGGACUGA